Molecule: messenger RNA, 454 nt
Organism: Drosophila willistoni
Lineage: Eukaryota; Metazoa; Arthropoda; Insecta; Diptera; Drosophilidae
Product: bolA-like protein 2
Exons: 1
Coding region: 1-267 (88 amino acids)
Biological process (GO): intracellular iron ion homeostasis
Cellular component (GO): cytosol; nucleus
Molecular function (GO): 2 iron, 2 sulfur cluster binding
Source: RefSeq, a predicted model, not a curated record
AUGAGUAAAUACACCGCGAAGUACUUGGAGGAUAAGUUAAAAGAGCAGCUUCAAGCUCAACACGUUCAAGUAACCGACGAAUCCGAUGGUUGUGGAGGAAAAUUUAGCGUUGUAAUUGUAUCAGAGGCAUUUAAAAACAAGACUCUAUUGCAAAAACAUCGACUUGUGAAUAGCACUCUGGCCGAGGAACUUAAAGAAAUACACGCGUUCUCCCAAAAAUCGUACACCCCUGAAGAGUGGGAGAAAGUGCAACAACAACAACAAUAACAACCGUAGAUGGGAACCUGUUGCUGAAACUUGAAAAACCAAAAAAAAAAAAAUAAAAUACAGUCGAACAAAGAAAGUGAAAGGCAACGCAACGCCACGGUGAGGAAGGGAAGCGAAGCAGGAAACGGAAUUUGGAGUUUACGCCAAUUACAUAAAAAACAAUAAAAAUUAAGAAAAAAAAACCAUA